Gregarina niphandrodes is the source of this 1665-nucleotide messenger RNA. Its product is annotated as T-complex 1 subunit beta. Lineage: Eukaryota; Apicomplexa; Conoidasida; Eugregarinorida; Gregarinidae. Bases 1 to 1665 code for a protein of 554 amino acids. Gene Ontology annotation, biological process: protein folding. Gene Ontology annotation, molecular function: ATP hydrolysis activity; ATP binding; ATP-dependent protein folding chaperone. The transcript is spliced from 2 exons. Gene Ontology annotation, cellular component: cytosol; chaperonin-containing T-complex. The record is from RefSeq and is a predicted model, not a curated record.
AUGGGGGCAAGGGGGAUUACCGGCAUUAAUGUAUCUGUCUGUGUGUUGUAUCUGUUUGUUACGAGUGUUGUUUGUUUACAGGUCGUGCCGAAUAUUUUGCAGCAGGGCGGACAGGAGGACCGUGGUGAGAAUGCGCGUAUGCAAUGUUAUAUAGGAGCUAUAGCGAUUGGUGAUAUGAUGAAAUCGACGUUGGGUCCGCGUGGGAUGGACAAGAUAUUGAUGCCCAUGGGUGGUGAGGGUGGGUUUGUUCAGAAGCAGGCGGUAACGAAUGACGGUGCUACUAUAUUGAAUUCGAUAUGGAUAGACAAUCCUGCGGCUCGUAUUUUGGUAGAUGUAUCGAAACGUCAGGAUCAAGAGUGUGGGGAUGGUACGACAGGUGUUGUAGUGUUAGCUGCAGAGUUGUUACGUGUUGCAGAGAAGUUAGUUGACCGUCGUGUGCAUCCACAGACGAUUAUAUCUGGAUUCCUAAUGGCUUUGGAAACGGCUAAGGAGUGUUUGGUGGGUGUUAGUUUUCAGAGCACAGAUGACGCGCAAUUGAGGGAGAACUUGAUGCGUAUUGCUAAGACGACAUUGAGCAGCAAGAUAUUGAGUCAUGACAAGGAACAUUUUGCGGGACUCGCUGUGGAGGCGGUAAUGCGGCUUAAGAACAAGAACAACUUGUCGCUCAUCCAAAUUCUCAAAAAAAAAGGUGGCAUAUGCAGUGAAAGCCGAUUAGAUGAGGGGUUUAUCCUGGAGAAAAGAUUCAGUACCGGUCAUCGUAAACGCAUUGAGGACGCAAAAAUCAUGGUCGCAAACACGCCUAUGGACACGGACAAAAUUAAGAUUCUUGGCGCUAAAGUGAAUGCUGAAGAUUUUGAUACAGUAGCAAAUAUUGAACAGGCCGAGAAAGAAAAGAUGAAGCGAAAGGUGGAGAAGAUCGCCGCACAUGGUUGCAACGUGUUCAUUAAUCGUCAGUUAAUUUAUAACUAUCCCGAACAAUUAUUGAAGGAACGUGGUGUGUCAGCUAUCGAACACUCCGACUUUGACGGUAUGGAGAGACUGGCCGCAGCGCUAGGUGCUGAAAUUGUAUCCACAUUCGACUCGCCCGAGAUGGUCAAGUUAGGCACUUGCCGUCUGGUUGAGGAAGUGCUCAUAGGAGAAGAAAAGGCCGUACGUUUCUCCGGCUGUGAACAACCGGAGGCAUGCACGAUCAUACUACGCGGUGCUAACGAACAUGUGCUGGAUGAGGCCGAACGUUCACUUCAUGAUGCUCUCGCCGUGGUAGCACAGACCUGCCAACAACCACUUGUCGUCUGUGGUGGUGGCGCCGCCGAAAUGGCCAUGGCCGGCGCUGUGGAAAAACGCGCACAAACCGUCGAGGGCAAGGCUGCACUCGCCAUGCAGGGCUUCGCUGACGCAUUACGCGCCAUCCCAACCGUCCUCCUCGAUAACGGCGGCUUCGACAGCGCAGAAAUCGUCGCCAAACUACGCUCCUGCCACGCAUUCGACAGCCACUUCGGCGUAGACAUCGCUGCUGGUGACGUCGGCAAUAUGCGCGAACUAGGCGUCUACGAAUCCUACAAAGCAAAACACGCGCAACUCUGUGCUGCCGUCGAAGCAGCCGUACAAAUCAUCCGAGUAGAUAACGUCAUCCGCUGCGCUCCCAGGCAACGACAAGAAGAAUAA